This is a messenger RNA of Rattus norvegicus (Norway rat), 3905 nucleotides long. The record is from RefSeq and is a predicted model, not a curated record. NCBI's taxonomy places the organism in Eukaryota, Metazoa, Chordata, Mammalia, Rodentia, Muridae.
CCCAGUUCCCGGAUGGGCUGGGCUAAGUUGCAUGCUGGGAUCUCUCUGAAACGCCGGGUUUCUUGAAGGCUUCGCUAGCUCCAGAAACAUCCAAGGGUCUUUGGCAACCCAGUGCCACCAAUACGGAAGGUCUUAUCUUUCUGGUUGAAAGAAGAAAUUGUUGGUUGGCUUCGGUCUCCACAGAGUAAGGCAGGAGUCAGCGGGCUAGGAAUGGUGUGUGGCUGGGGAUGGUGAGACGUGUGAGCUUGUGCGUCUCUUGGCGUGUACACACCUGGAGCUCUCUGCAUCAUCUGUGUCAUUUUCUCUGCUUGUCAUUUUCUCUCGCGGUCCCAGGGAUGGAGCGGAGGACUAAGCAUCACUAAGGAGAAGUCAGGGGAAGAAGCCUGAAGAAGAAUGGCCAGCUCCAAUUCUCAACACACGGUCUGUGGUUCAGUGACAUUUAGGGAUGUGGCUGUUGACUUCUCUCAGGAGGAGUGGGCCUACCUGGAUGCUACUCAAAAGGUCCUCUACAGGGACACGAUGUUGGAGACCUACAGCCACCUCGUCACAGUGGUAGGAAGUUGCGUUUCCAAGCCAUAUCUGAUCACCUUACUAGAGCAGGAGAAAGAGCCCUGGAUGGCUGUGAAGGAAGAAACAGACAGGCUGAGCCCAGAUUUGGAGUCAGAAUAUGAAACUCAAGAACUAUUUCCAGACAACCACAUAUAUACUAUAAAUUUAUUCAAACAGACCAUAAGGCAUAUAAGUGAAACUUUUGAACUUAAGGGCUCCAGUUUUAGUAAUGGCCACAGCUAUAGUACAUUCAGAGGACUACAGGAUUGUCAAGAAGGAGAUGUUGAUCAAAAGAAUACUAACAAGGAAAAAGUACCCACUUACACCUGCCACACUCUAACUCACAGUCUAGAAAAACUAUAUGAAUGUAAGGAGUAUGGGAAGUAUUUUGGUUGUAGUUCAACUCUUACUCAGUAUCAGAGUAUUCAUUCUGUAGAAAAACCCUAUGAAUGUAAGGAUUGUGGGAAGGCCUUCAAAAUACAACAGCAUCUUACAAGACAUCUGAACGCUCACAGUGGUGAGAGACCUUUUGAAUGUAGUGAAUGUGGUAAGUCUUUCAAGCAUGACUCCAGCCUUGUUCAACAUAAGUUUAUUCAUGCUGGUGUGAAACCAUUUGAAUGUAAUGAGUGUGGGAAAGCCUUUAAUCGUCGUUCAAACUUCAUGCGUCAUCAGAAAGUUCAUUCUGAUAAGAAACCCUUUCAGUAUAAAGAGUAUGGAAAUGUCUUGAAUGUUCUAGCAGAGCUCAUCACUCAGCCCCGGAACAUUCAUACUGGAAAGAAAUCAUUUGAAUGUAAACAGUGUGGAAAGAUAUUCAAUAGUGGCUCCUACCUUAUGCAGCACCAGAAUAUUCACACCAGUGAGAAAGCCUUUGGGUGUAAUGUAUGUGGGAAAGCUUUUAGGCUUCAAGCAUAUCUUUCUGAGCAUCAGAAAACUCACACUGAUGAGAAGCCUUUCCAGUGUAAGUUGUGUGGGUCAGUCUUUAGACGUAAGUACCAUCUUACUGAACAUCAGAGAAUCCAUACUGAUGUGAAACUAUAUCAGUGUGAGGAAUGCGGAAAAUUCUUUCGUCGACGCUCAAAUUUUAUUGAGCAUCAGAGUAUUCACAGUAAUGUGAAACCUUAUAAGUGUAAGCUGUGUGGAUUAGACUUCAGACUUCAGUCCCUACUUAAUCAACAUCAGAGAAUUCAUACUGAUGAAAAACCAUACCAGUGCAAGGAAUGUGGGAAAUUCUUCCGUCGAAGGUCAAAUUAUACCGAGCAUCAGAGUAUUCACACUAAUGUGAAACCUUACAAGUGUAAUCUGUGUGGGACAGCCUUCAGACUUCAGUCCCUACUUACUCAACAUCAGAGAAUUCAUACUGGUGAAAAACCAUAUGAAUGCAAGGAAUGUGGGAAAUUCUUUCGUAGAAGUUCAAAUUUUAUUGAGCAUCGAAGUAUUCACAGUAAUGUGAAACCUUAUAAGUGUAAGCUGUGUGGGUCAGACUUCAGACUUCAGUCCCUGCUUAAUCAACAUCAGAGAAUCCAUACUGGUGAAAAACCAUAUCAGUGCAAGGAAUGUGGGAAAUUCUUUCGUCGAAGGUCAAAUUAUACCGAGCAUCAGAGUAUUCACAGUAAUGUGAAACCUUUCACGUGUAAGCUGUGUGGGUUAGCUUUCAGACUUCAGUCCCUACUUACUCAACAUCAGAGAAUUCAUACUGGUGAAAAACCAUAUCAGUGCAAGGAAUGUGGGAAAUUCUUUCGUAGAAGUUCAAAUUUUACUGAGCAUCAGAGUGUUCACACUGGAGAGAAACCCUUUGACUGUAAGAAAUGUGGAAAAGCCUUUAGGCUUAAUAUACAUCUUAUUCGCCACCAGAGAUUUCAUAAUGGUGAAAAUGCAAAGAGUGUAGAGAGGCCUUUUGUCUUAUGAGCCAUAAAACAAAUUUAUUCAGGUUAAAAACAAUUUGAAUGCAAGGAAUGUUGGAAGUCCUUUAAGUGUGUCUCCACUCUUAUUUGACAUAGGGUUAUUCAUGCUGCUGUGAAACCAUAUGAAUGUAAUGAGUGUGGGAAAGGCUUUGAUUGUUCAAAGCUCAUGCAACAUCAGAAAAUUGAUUCUGAUGAGAAACCAAUUCAGUGUAAGGAAUGUGGAAAGGCCUUCACUGUUCUGGCUCAGUUUACUAAGUACCAGAGCAUUCGUGCUGGAAAGAAGUCCUUUGAAUGUGAGUGAGCAGUGCUGGUCAGCUUUCAGACUUAGCACCAACUUAUUCAACAUCAGAAAAUCCAUACUGAUGUGAAACCCUAUCAGUGCAAGGAAUGUGCAAAAGGCUUUGUUCAUGGUCCAAGACUUAGAAUUUAUAAGAGAACCCACAAUUGUGAUUCAUACUGGUGAGAAACCUAACCAAUGUGAAGAAUGUAUAAAGGUCUUUAGUCAAAAAUCAAGCUAGUUGGGCUCUACAUUUCAUAUUAGUAGAAGCCUUAUGAAUAUAAAGAAUGUGAAAAGGCCAUUAACAAUAAUUCUAAGCUACCUGUAUAUUAGAAACCCUAUGAAUGUAAGAAGCAUGGGAAAACAUUUAGAAUUAGUUCAUACUUCAAUGCAUAUUGGAAAAUUCAUACCAUUGUAAAAUCCUGUCACUGUAAAAAAUGUGGAAAUAUCUUCAAUUGGGGAUCAGGCCUUCCUCAACAUAAAAGAAUCCAUGGAAUAUAAGGAAUGGAGGAACAUAUAGAAAUAGCAAAGCUCUUAAAACUCCAGAGAGGACAGAUAGAUCUGAAACCUUAUAAAUGCAAAGACUGUGGGAAAGCCUUUGUUGUAAAUGGUAAGCUUACACAGUAUCAGAAAAUCUAUGAUCAUCAGGAGUCCUGAGCAUGUAAGGAAUGUGGACACGCCUUUGGAAAUUUUACUGAGGAUCAGAACACUCAUAUUGUUAAGACUAUGACUGAAAAGAUGUGGGAGGAAUUUUAAUAGGCCUUUUGGUUUGGAAAACAUCAGAUUCAUAUAUUCCUAAUGUGAAAAACCCUUUGAAAAUGUGAAUGUUGGAAGUCUGUUGUUCAGAGGAAGUACUCUGUUGAGAAUGUCAAAUACAGGGGAGCCAUCAUGAUUUUGAUUUACUUGCCUCUUGCUAGUUGUAUAGUCUUAAUUUAUCAAUCAUUAGUCACCAAGGACAGUCAUCUUAGGGAGAACAGUUAUUGGAACUAGGUUUAUUUGAGAUGUCUUCAUUGUUCCCAUUAACAUCCCAUGGCUCCUGUGAUAUUAGUUUGGAUAUUUACUUUGUUUUUGUAUAAUUUGUUAAAGGAUAGCACAGCACCAGCCAAGGUUGUAGCAACAGGGUUAAAAUAUAUAAUAAAGAACUUGAGAGUAUUUGGUCAAUACUCAUGUUCUAUAAA